GUGACGUCAGUUGCACCUCGGACUGCCUCGGGCGAGCCCCUCACUCCAUCGUUCAUGUGUUGCUGGAUGCGCUGUUGGUGAAAGGAGCUGCGCUAUAGCUCCGUGUGUACGCAAUUUAUUAGCUAAUCAUGGGGAACAAAAUAUCCCGCCCGACUCGCCCGAGCUGACGAACUCGACGCAGAGUGGAUUCGGAGACGUCGCUUGAAUGCGAAAGUCGACAUGUUGUCCCGAAGGUCGACACAUUGGAUCGCCCGAUCCAACGGUUACCACGGCUGGCGUAGGCCAUCGAGCUUCAGGUUUAAAAGGAAGCCCACUGGCAUAGCACUCAUCCGCCAGAGCAGCACCUCCAAGUCCAUGCCAAACCCAUACUGGACGUCCAAACUCACUAACUCACUGGAGCGUCUUCAGAGCAAGACACACCUAAAGUUUAACGCCCGGGUGUUAUUUGACAGCAUAGCUGCCUUCAGAGACGCCCAUGUUCGAAGGAUAGUGUUAAUGUUGCGUAGCAAUGCUUCCAUGACGCAGCCCAGAUUGCAGAGCGGGGCAAGUGCUCGCGACCUCGUACUGCAGGACACAAUGCAGAGCUCCACAGCACAAGACUGCAGAACUACAGAUGUUGAAGAUACGAAGCGCACGUCGACCUUAGGAGGUCAAAUUGAUUUGUGGCGAGAACUUCUUCAUAGAGCCAUCAGCUCGGGUCAAAGAGUCGAAGAUAGUCAGAUGAUGCGGCUUGGUGUACAAAUGGCGAAGGACAAGUCUUCGGGCGAUGCCGAAGAAAUUAUGGUCAAGGAACCCGCGAAGAGUGAAGCUUCCUGGCAGGAAUUCGCGAAGGCGCAAGAGUCCGAGGUGAACAAGAUUCUGUCCGAGAUGGAACUUGCGCAAGACCACAAGCCCGAGCCGCAAAAGGAGGACACUGCUGCUACAGACGCCAAGAGCAAGCUGCCUGCUAUGUCUCAGGUGGAAAUCGACCGAACAUCGCGCAUCCUCCUCAAGUCAGUGGUGGUGGCCUCGUCGCCCGCAUCGCAAGUGGCGCGACUGGAGGAGCUCAACAACCACAUUCUCGACUAUCCCAGCAGCCUGUGCAUACUCGCAAAGGAACGAGCUAUCGCCCACAUCCUCCGUAUGCGAGAAUACUCCAACAACAGCUCCGUCGUGGCCACAGCACGCGAGACCCUGGCCCUGCUGGGCUAUGUUGACCCGCCAACGGGAAGGGGCCUGCGUAUUCUCUCCAUCGAUGGUGGAGGCACAAGAGGCAUCCUGGCCAUCGAGUUCCUACGACAGCUGGAAAUCUGUACGGGCCGGCGGGUGUACGAGCUGUUUGACUAUGUGGCCGGCGUGAGCACGGGCGCCAUCCUGGGCUACCUGCUAGGUGGCAUGCACACCUCGCUGGACCGGUGCGAGUUGCUGUACCGCAAGAUGAGCCUCGAGGUGUUCACCCAGAACGCCUGGUGGGGCACGGGGCGCCUGGUGUGGAGCCACGCCUACUACGACACCUCAUACUGGACCGAAGCCCUCAAGCGAGUCUUCGACGAGAAGACCUUGUUGGAGACAACAAGGAAUUCAUGCACUCCAAAGGUGGGAGCCAUAUCGGUGGCCGUGAAUAAGCCGACUCUGAAGCCGUACAUCUUCCGCAACUACAACUUCCCACACCGAGUGGAGUCGCACUAUUACGGCAGCUGCAAGCACAAGAUGUGGCAGGCGAUCCGGGCAUCGGGUGCUGCACCUGGGUACUUCGAGGAGUAUGACCUCGACGGCUUUGUACACCAGGAUGGUGGCCUGAUGUGCAACAACCCGACAGCCGUGGCCAUCCACGAGGCCAAGCUGCUCUGGCCCAACGAGCCGAUCCAGUGCGUGGUGUCUCUGGGCGGAGGCCGCUUCAUCCCGGAGGUCAAGGAACAGGAGCAGGGAUUCACGUCACUCAAAAAGAAGAUCCUCAAGGUCAUCGACAGCGCCACCGACACCGAAGCGGUUCACACUACGAUUCAAGACCUGCUUCCUCCAAACGCCUACUUCCGUUUCAAUCCAUACCUCUCGGAGUGGAUCACCCUGGACGAAAACCGUGCGGAGAAGUUAGACCAACUCAAACAGGACGCCCAGAUGUACCUGAGGCGCAACUCCGAAAAGUUUGACUCAGCCGUCAAAAGUCUACUGACGAAGCGAGGGCCAGUGCAGAAGGUCAACGACUGGUUAAAAAUGCAGUUGACUAUUAAGUGGUGAUGGCGAUGAGUUAACAAACAUGCAUAAUGUGCGGACGUGGAGAACCAUGAAAACAAAUGCAUGCAAUCUGAGCGAAUGGUCUCUAUUGUAAGACUGCCUGUGUCAAAUUUUUCUUUUUAAUUUUGCUAUGUUUUGAGAAUUGGAGUGUUGAUCAUAAAUGUUAGGCAAGUGAUUUGAAGAAAUUUCUACCCUAAGCCAAAGGCUUGUGAAUGUAAGUGUGGUUUUCUAUGGAAAUAGUUCUGUUAAAGCGAUAUGCGCAUAGUAUGAAUGACUGUUUGCACGACUAAUCGAUCGAGUGCCACCUAUGAGGUGCUUACGCCACCCUGAUUUGUCAAUGACGUAGACGUAUACAGCUACAACGUACUUAAAACUACUACCGCACAACUCUCGUACUUUUGUUAUGUAGCAAGGCAACUUGCCCAGCACAGCCGUUAGUUAAUGUACAUCCUCUACAAGCUUUUAAAUGUAAAUUAUUUCAUGCGAGCUUCACUAGUCAAUCUGCAGGCCUCUGUCAGUCUGCACGCAUUGUGUUGUGUGCAAACAGGCAAGUUUGUUGUUGGGGACUAGACGUUGUCUUGUCUCCAAACACUGUAAAUAAAAUAAUGUUGCCUGUUUU
Messenger RNA from Rhipicephalus microplus (southern cattle tick), 2833 nucleotides. RefSeq names its product calcium-independent phospholipase A2 VIA. The record is from RefSeq and is a predicted model, not a curated record. NCBI's taxonomy places the organism in Eukaryota, Metazoa, Arthropoda, Arachnida, Ixodida, Ixodidae. Gene Ontology annotation, cellular component: membrane. Gene Ontology annotation, biological process: arachidonate metabolic process.